Zingiber officinale is the source of this 1602-nucleotide messenger RNA. RefSeq names its product exosome complex component RRP4 homolog. NCBI's taxonomy places the organism in Eukaryota, Viridiplantae, Streptophyta, Magnoliopsida, Zingiberales, Zingiberaceae. The record is from RefSeq and is a predicted model, not a curated record. The transcript is spliced from 8 exons. The coding region runs from base 455 to 1453 and encodes 332 amino acids. Gene Ontology annotation, cellular component: nuclear exosome (RNase complex); cytoplasmic exosome (RNase complex). Gene Ontology annotation, biological process: U4 snRNA 3'-end processing; exonucleolytic trimming to generate mature 3'-end of 5.8S rRNA from tricistronic rRNA transcript (SSU-rRNA, 5.8S rRNA, LSU-rRNA); CUT catabolic process. Gene Ontology annotation, molecular function: RNA binding.
GGCCUAAAUAAACCCUAAAAUCCUAAUCUCUCCGCUCUCGAUAAUCUCCUCAGUCCGCCCUCGCCGCUCCCUCCCGGCUACCGUUCUUGAUGUUGUCCUGAUCAGCCGUCUCUCCUCCCGUCGCCGUCUCGCCGAACCUGCUCAGCCCUCCCUCCUCUUGUUGCCGAGCGACUCAACAUCUCCGCCGGACUUCCUUCCCUGUUUAGCCGUCCUCCUCCCGUCGCUGAGCAUCUCCUCGGUCCUUCCUGCUCCUGCUCAACCCUUCCUCCUUCCGUCGCUCUCUCCGUCGUUCCUCGCUCUCUCUCUGCGUUCCUCCCUCCUCACUGCUCAGCCCUUCCUUUUCCUGUCACUCUCACCAUCGGCACAUUCCUCCCGAGCCCCCUCAUACUCACGCCACAGUAGCCAGCAACUGCCCUACAGUGUGGUUGCCCCUCACAUUAACAAGGAGGCAGCAAUGACCACUAUGCUGCGAGAACUGCGACUAUCAUUGAAUCAAACUCAAAGGGUUCGUCUUCAGUCUGCGCUCCAAUCCUUACAGGAGAUGUCUUCUCUUGCCUCUACCAUCACUGUCGUUGCUGACACAAUACCUGUCAAUCAUGAAGAUAGCAUCCUCAAAGGCCAUGGUACAUCAGAUCUCAACGGCGAAGUGGUGGCUACACUUUGUGGUGUUGUGGAGCGAAUAAACAAACUGGUCUAUGUCCGUGCCCAAAGGGCCAGGUACAAACCGGAGGUUGGAGAUAUUAUUGUUGGCCGGGUCAUUGAGAUUGCUCCAAAACGAUGGAGGUUAGAGAUAAAUUUUAGUCAAGAUGCUGUGUUGAUGCUCUCAUCAAUGAAUCUUCCAGAUGGUAUUCAGCGGCGGAGAACUGCUGUAGAUGAACUCAAUAUGCGCAGCAUUUUUGAAGAAAAUGAUGUAAUCUGCGCUGAAGUCCGUGGUUUUCAGCAUGAUGGGAGUCUGCAUCUGCAAGCAAGAAGCCAGAAAUAUGGAAAGCUUGAGAGAGGUAUGCUACUUACAGUCCCAGCAUACCUGGUGAAGCGCCGGAAACAGCAUCUUCAUCAUCUACAACAAUACGGCAUUGACUUGAUUCUUGGAUGUAAUGGAUUCAUCUGGGUGGGAGAACAUGUAAAUUCCCAUGGUGAAAAUGACAGCGCAGCAAACCGAGAGAACAGAGAAGAUGCUGUCAACAAAACUGGUGAACUGCAAGUGAUCCAAGAAGUGCAAGAGCCAGAGCGAACAACACCACUAGAAGUCAGGCAGCAUAUAUGUCGGGUGGCUAAUUCCGUGCGCUUGCUGUCUGCUUUGGGCUUCAACCUGACUGUUGAAUUUAUCAUUGACACGGUCGAGGCCAGCAUCUCAUCUAACACCGACAUAAAAGACAUGCUUGCCGCUGAGUUUUAUGUUCAAACUGCCGAAAGGGAGGUACAGCGCAGGGUUUCUCUGAGCAGGAAGCACUAGUAUUGGUUCUUUAGAUGUCUCAACUUCAACUCUACCAUCUGAGCAGGAAGCACUCGAUUUGGUCCCUCAAAUGUCUCAGCUUUCACUGUACCACCUGUUGUUUUAUGGACUGGAUAAUUUUUGAAGCUCUAAAUGAUUUUAAAGUGCAA